GUUUCUUCGUAUUUGUUAACAUCUAAAAAUAAUGAUGGUAUAGAAUUAACACAUUUAAAGGAAUUAAGAAAAUUAAAGAAUUGAAACUAAAAUCUCAGGAUUUUGUACAGUCAUAAUUUGUCGGGGAAAAGCAUUACAUUACGUAAUCUUAAUAAUAAAUUGUCUGAUAUGAAUUUUAAAUUGCCAUUAAACAAAACAACAAACCAUGAAAUAUCUGUCGGAACUUAUGAUAAAUACCUAGACGAUGAACAUAUUUUGCAUAAGACAAAUUUACUGCCGGCUAGCGUUAAAGACUUAAUAUUUCAUCAUAGUUCUAACCAUUCGAACGCAAAGUUCAUUACUUUAGAAAAUGGGAAAUAUAUACAUAUUCUAUGGCAAGUUCCUCAAAUGCUUUUAAUUACAAUAGGCGAAGUUAUGGUCGUGAUUACAUCAUUGGAGUUUUCGUUCACCCAAGCUCCAUUAAGUAUGAAGUUCUUUAUAUCAGCAGCCAAUUUAUGUACUCAAGCAGUUACAAAUUUACUUAUAGUUAUUAUAUCUAAGAUGAAAUUGUUUGAAAUCAAAUUCAUGAAUACAUAUUUUAUAUAAUAUUAACAAUUUUAAGCUUAAUAUUAUUUAUGUUUAUGAGUGCAAAGUAUAAGUAUAAAUGUGUAAUAGAUGACCAAUCAAAAAAAAUGAGCAAUAAUUUUUAAAUAUUUUAAUAUACCUAGGUAUAUACCAAUUAUAUUUAGGUGCAACAACAUCAAAGAUCGAAAUUAUUACUCAUCGAAAUCUUCAAAGGACUUUACAUUUGAAUUUUGUUAUCGUUUUAAAUUGCUCAUAAUAAUUUAUAUUUAUUGUUAAUUUAUAAUUUACAUUAUAAUUUUAUAUUUAUGCAUAUAAUAUUUAAUAUUUAUGGUUUGUUAUUAUUAGAUAGAUACUUUAAUUUUCUUUUCUUUUACACAAUUGAUAUAAUUUGGUGAAUUGUACAAGCACAACAAAAUAAGUAGGUAGUUAGAAUAGGGGCAUUGAAAUUGGCUUAAUCACUAAUAAGCUUAAAUACCUUAAGUAUUUUAUUCAAUAUAUAUUUAUAUAGUAGUUAAUAUUAUAGGUAGGGGAUAGGUACCGUACCUAUCUACUAUCUAUAACUUUUAUAAUUGCGGUGACUACUAUGUAAUAAAAUAAAAAUAACAAUUAAUUGUGAUUCUAGUGUGGUAGGUAGUGUUAACAUAAAAUAAAUACUUCAUGGCCAUUAUACUUUUUUGCUUUAUAUAGCUGAUGAGUCAAUGAAAUAAUUAUACACACUGUUAAAUUUCAGCAACUUUUUAAUUAAAUACAUAAAAUAUGUAAAAAAUAAUAACGAAAACUAUUUGUUUAUAUCACGUUUUUGUAAUAAUUAAUUAAAUACUACAAAUUUGUUAAAUUUAUUCAAUAAUUUAGUUUAUUAAGUUCUAUAUAAUGCAAAAAGAAGGAAAUGGAUAUCCAAAAGCAGUCUGGUAUAUAUUCGGAAAUGAACUUUGUGAACGGUUUAGUUAUCAUGGUCUUAAAACUAUUUUAGUUUUAUUUUUUACAACAAUUCAAAAAUAUGACCACGAUACUUCCACGAUUAUAUUUCAUAUGUUUUUGAUCUGUUCAUUCUUAUCACCAUUGUUUGGAGCCAUCAUUGCAGAUUCAUAUUGGGGAAAAUAUAAGACUAUCUUCAUCUUGUCUAUUGUACAUGCGAUGGGAAAUAUCAUAGUGGCUAUUGCAUCUCUUGUCACUUCAGUCAGUUUACAUUUUCAGAGAUCAUUUACAAUAAUCGGAUUAUUGUUAACAUCAAUUGGAGCCGGUGGUAUAAAACCAUGCGUCUCUGCUUUUGGAGGUGAUCAAUUUGUGUUGCCAGACCAAGAACAUCAUCUGCAAAUGUUCUUUUCAAUGUUUUACUUUAUUAUUAAUUUAGGGUCAUUGUUAUCGUCAUCCAUUACACCAGAACUGAGAAAAUCGGUUCAGUGUUUUGGCAAAGAUUCAUGUUUUCCAUUAGCUUUUGGGGUGCCUGCUAUCCUUAUGGUGAUCUCAAUGGUAUUUUUUGUAAUUGGCAAGAAUCUAUACAAAAUCAUUAAGCCCACGUCCAGUAUCAUCACAACUUCAAUUGGAUGCAUAUUUCAUGCAUUGAAAAAAAAAAUAACCACUUCUCCAAAUGAAGAGAAAAAGAAAAAUUGGUUGGAUUAUGCAGAUGAUAAAUACAAUACACGAGAAAUAUUUGAGUUGAGGUCUGCAUUAGAUGUUAUGUAUUUGUUUAUUCCAGUUCCAAUGUUCUAUGCACUUUUUGAUCAACAAGGUUCUCGUUGGAUUUUGCAAGGAACUCUAAUGAAUGGCAAGAUAGAUUUUUUAAAUUGGUCUAUAAAGCCUGAUCAAAUGCAUUUAAUUAAUCCCUUAUUCGUCUUAAUAUUUAUACCACUUUUUAAUGCUGUGGUCUAUCCACUUUUGUAUAAAAUUGGUAUAAAUACACCUCUAAAAAAAGUCACUUUAGGUGGCCUAAUUGCUGCAUCAUCGUUUGUGUGUGCCGCGGUUGUUCAAUAUACUAUAAUUGGUCAAACCUUUACAAUAUCGUCAAAUGAAGGCCAAUUAAGAAUGUACAAUAAUUUUGAUUGCAAUGUAUCUGUAUCCAGCUCUUUGGUUGGAAACUUCACUAUUGAACAAUUAGAUGUAGUUCAUAUUAAUUAUAGUUCAACUGUAUAUAAUGAAACUGAUGUUUUAUCUAUAGAGUUACAUCCCACGUGCGAAUUAAAAAUGAGUACUUCGAUACAACAUGUUUUCAUUGAUAAAGGGAAGGUUUCGUCAUAUUUUUUAACAUCUAAAAAUGAUAAAGAAAUCGAAUUGAAAUAUUUAAAGGAACUGAGGAAAUUAAAGAGCGGAAAUUCAAAUCUUAGGAUUUUGCAAGAUAAUUUCUUCAGUCAAAACAUUAUUUUAAGGAAUACUAAUAAUAAAUUAUCUGAAAUAAGUUUUUCACUUUCGACGAACCCAGAUCAAAAUUAUGAAUUACCUAUCGGAACUUAUGACAUAUAUUUGGAUAAUGAGUCAAUAUUACAAAAUGUUGAUUUUCUUCCUGUUAGUAUUAAUGACCUCUUAUUUCACCAUAAUUUUAACCAAACGAAUGCCAAAUUAAUCACUUUAGAAAAGGGUAAAUAUAUCCAUAUUCUAUGGCAAGUUCCACAAACGAUUUUAAUUACAAUAGCUGAAGUUAUGUUUGUGGUUACAUUAUUGGAAUUCUCAUUCACCCAAGCUCCAUUAAGUAUGAAGUCAUUUCUUUCAGCAGUCAAUUUAUGUACAACGGCAGUUGGAAAUAUACUUAUAGUUAUUAUUUCGAAAAUUGGACAAUUUGAAAACCAAGGCCAUGAGUUCUUAUUUUAUGCUGUUCUAAUGGUUUUGGAUAUGAUAAUAUUUAUGCUAAUGAGCACCAAAUACAAGUAUAAAUGUAUAAAUACCCAAUGAACAGAAUAAACAACUAUCUCUAAAUGUA
This is a messenger RNA of Aphis gossypii (cotton aphid), 3475 nucleotides long. RefSeq names its product peptide transporter family 1-like. The transcript is spliced from 20 exons. NCBI's taxonomy places the organism in Eukaryota, Metazoa, Arthropoda, Insecta, Hemiptera, Aphididae. Gene Ontology annotation, molecular function: dipeptide transmembrane transporter activity. The record is from RefSeq and is a predicted model, not a curated record. Bases 1435 to 3447 code for a protein of 670 amino acids. Gene Ontology annotation, cellular component: membrane. Gene Ontology annotation, biological process: oligopeptide transport; transmembrane transport.